GCGCGCCGCGUCGCGUCGCGGGGAGCCAUGUUUGUGGCGCGCAGCAUCGCGGCGGACCAUAAGGAUCUCAUCCACGAUGUCUCCUUCGACUUCCACGGGCGCCGCAUGGCCACCUGCUCCAGCGACCAGAGCGUCAAGGUCUGGGACAAAAGUGAAAGUGGAGAUUGGCAUUGUACCGCUAGCUGGAAGACACAUAGUGGAUCUGUAUGGCGUGUGACAUGGGCUCAUCCUGAGUUUGGACAGGUUUUGGCCUCCUGUUCUUUUGAUCGAACAGCUGCUGUGUGGGAAGAAAUAGUAGGAGAGUCCAAUGAUAAACUGCGAGGACAGAGUCACUGGGUGAAGAGGACGACUUUAGUGGAUAGCAGAACAUCUGUUACUGAUGUGAAAUUUGCUCCCAAGCAUAUGGGUCUUAUGUUAGCAACCUGUUCAGCAGAUGGUAUAGUAAGAAUAUAUGAGGCACCAGAUGUCAUGAAUCUCAGCCAGUGGUCUCUGCAGCACGAGGUCUCCUGUAAACUAAGCUGUAGUUGUAUUUCUUGGAACCCUUCAAGUUCUCGUGCCCACUCCCCCAUGAUAGCUGUAGGAAGUGAUGACAGUAGUCCAAAUGCAAUGGCCAAGGUUCAGAUCUUUGAAUACAAUGAAAACACCAGGAAAUAUGCAAAAGCUGAAACUCUUAUGACAGUCACUGAUCCUGUUCAUGAUAUUGCAUUUGCUCCAAAUUUGGGAAGAUCUUUCCACAUUCUAGCAAUAGCAACCAAAGAUGUGAGAAUUUUUACAUUAAAGCCUGUGAGGAAAGAGCUUACUUCCUCUGGUGGGCCAACAAAAUUUGAAAUUCAUAUAGUGGCUCAGUUUGAUAAUCAUAAUUCCCAAGUCUGGAGGGUGAGCUGGAACAUAACGGGAACAGUGUUAGCAUCUUCUGGAGAUGAUGGCUGUGUAAGAUUGUGGAAAGCGAAUUAUAUGGACAAUUGGAAGUGCACUGGUAUAUUGAAAGGUAAUGGGAGCCCAGUUAAUGGGAAUUCUCAACAGGGAAAUUCAACUCCUUCCCUUGGCUCAACUAUUCCAAAUCUCCAAAAUUCAUUAAAUGGAUCUUCUGCUAGCAGGUAUUUCUUUCCCCCUCUGGAUUCCCCAAGGGCUGGAUCAAGAUGGUCCAGUUCUUCUCAGCUCCUUCCUCCUCCUCCUGCUCCUCUGGUAGAGCACUCUUGUGAUGCCGACACUGCCAACCUCCAGUAUCCUCAUCCUCCCAGAGGGUAUCUCUCUCGGCCUCUUAAUCCCUUACCUGAGAAUGAAGGGGUUUAAGUGCUGACUCAAAGGCCUCCUUACUCAAAUGCUUGUAAAUGCUUUCAUCCCAGGCUGCUUUUUGAUUUUCUUCAUUUUCUUUCUGAAGAAGUUUUCUUAUUCAGGAUCUGUCUUGUAUGUAUUACAAAUGCAGUGUUUGGAACCUAAACCAUUUGUACAUCUUGUCUAAGGAACAUUGCUUUCAUUUGUUGAUUACCUUUGAUAAAAGAGCUGUGAACAAGCAGACUUCAUUGUGAAAGAGUCACAGCAUCUGAUUGCAAAGUGCCUGUUGGUUCAUUUUAUUUUGAGCUGUAAUAGAGUUACAUUUCUUUGACCUACUGAUUAAUGUAAAAGCAUAUCACUGUGGAGUUCACUCAGCCUUGGAGACAUACUAGGAAGUGGUUUGAAUCCUACAGGUUAAUGUUGCAAAUGGUGAGAAUGUAAAGUAAAUCAUUCCUUUGUAUAAAGCAUCAAGACAUAAUAUUUUUCUGGUUUAAUUUUUUUUUAAAAAGGAAUUGUCUUUCACUACCUGGAAUUACUGUUUAAAGCUUUUGUAAUUAUUGUCUAAGUAUUAUUUAAUAAAAAUGUUUUAAAACA
This is a messenger RNA of Jaculus jaculus (lesser Egyptian jerboa), 1869 nucleotides long. It is a transcript of the gene Seh1l, whose product is annotated as SEH1 like nucleoporin. The coding region runs from base 28 to 1293 and encodes 421 amino acids. The record is from RefSeq and is a predicted model, not a curated record. Lineage: Eukaryota; Metazoa; Chordata; Mammalia; Rodentia; Dipodidae. Gene Ontology annotation, biological process: positive regulation of TORC1 signaling; cellular response to amino acid starvation. Gene Ontology annotation, cellular component: nuclear pore outer ring; Seh1-associated complex. Gene Ontology annotation, molecular function: structural molecule activity; protein binding. The transcript is spliced from 9 exons.